This is a messenger RNA of Macrosiphum euphorbiae (potato aphid), 1269 nucleotides long. Lineage: Eukaryota; Metazoa; Arthropoda; Insecta; Hemiptera; Aphididae. The record is from the annotation of a GenBank genome assembly.
AUGGAAAAGUUCCAAUUAGCAUCUAGAUAUGAACCUGGCAAAUUCAAUGUUUGGAUUGAAUAUAACAAUUUGGCUAUGAUUACUAAGCCUUUGAAUUUGGGUCAAGGAUUUCCAGAUUAUGAACCACCAUCUCGGUUUUCUAAUUUCUUAGCAGAAGUGGCUGCAGAAAAGAAUUUAUAUUCUCAUCAAUAUACACGUGGAAUGGGUCAUGUACGUUUGGUGAAUGCAUUAUCCAAACUAUAUUCAAGCCUAAUUAACCGGAAAAUUGAUCCACUGAAUGAAAUAUUGGUUACCGUUGGAGCAUAUGAAGCACUUUUUUGUACUAUACAGAGUAAUAUAAACGUGGGCGAUGAAGCAAUUAUUAUUGAACCUUUUUUUGAUUGCUACGAACCAUUAAUACGUAUAGCUGGAGGACACCCCAAAUUCAUAUCAUUACAAAAUACAAAGCCUUAUAGUUCAGAAUCACAUUCGAGUGAUUGGAAACUUGACCCUGAAGAACUUGCCUCACUAUUCAACUCUAAAACUAAACUUAUCAUCAUAAACACACCACAUAAUCCAUUGGGAAAAGUAUUUGAUUACGACGAGUUAACGAUGAUUGCAGAUUUGGCCAAAAAACAUAAUGUUUUAGUUAUUUCUGACGAGGUAUAUGAGUGGUUGGUAUAUGCUCCAGCAAAGCACAUAAGAAUGGCUACACUUCCUGACAUGUGGGAAAGAACAAUUACAAUUGGAUCUGCUGGAAAAACAUUUAGUAUGACUGGUUGGAAACUUGGAUGGGCAUAUGGUCCGGCUAAUCUUAUAAAAAAUCUAAUGGUUGUUCAUCAGACUACUAUUUAUACAUGCGCAACACCCGUUCAGGAAGCUACUGCAAGAGCAUUUGAACAUGAAAUCAGUGUACUUGAUACACCAGAAAGUUAUUUUCAAAAUUUAUCCAAAGAGUUAAAACCAAAAAUGCAUUUUUUGUCUAAUGUAUUAAAAGAAACUGGCUUCAAACCUAUUAUACCUGAUGGCGGAUAUUUUAUAAUUUCGAAUUGGAAAAUGUUUGAAAAUAAAAUAGAUUUAACCCUGGAAACUGAUGAAUACAUGGACUUACGGUUUACAAAAUGGCUUUCCAAAAAUGUCAAACUUCAAAGUAUACCUUUUUCAAUAUUUUUCUCCGAAAGAAGUAAACUAUGUGCUCAAGACUAUAUGCGACUUUGUUUCUUUAAAAAAGAUGAAACUUUAAAGGAAGCUGAAAAAAUUUUAACUACAUGGACAAGCAAUUUAACUUGA